AUAACAAUAUUUAAUCAUUCCUUUACCUACUUAAUAAUUUAAAUAAAGGUUUUAAUGGGCAAAAAUGGUGGUUAAAACUUUAAGAAAAAAUCCUAACGAGGUGCGCCCUCUUCCAGAAGAAUUAUUCAACAUUAUGAAAAAAGCUGGAAAACCAUGGGAAUUGUACCAAAUAGGACCCAAAAAUUACGUCCGAUGGCCAAAUUACAAAAAAUAUAAAGAUGAAAUCUACAAUUUUCCCAUAAGAAAAAACGACGUUUGGAUAAACACACUGGGACGAUCUGGAACAACAUUGAUGACUGAAAUGGUUUGGCAAAUUUGUAACGACAUGGAUUUCGAAAAAGGCUUCGAAAAACCCUUAAUUGAAAGGGUCCCUUAUUUUGAGUAUGCCACAUUUCGUUACAACGAAGAAAGAAAGGAAGAACUUUUAAAAGAAAACGCAAAUGACCCUAAAAGAUUGGAAACUAUUAAAUCAAUGCUUACACUGGAAUGGGAAAGAUCUGAGUAUCCAGAAACGAGGGUGUAUAAAAGUCAUUUGCCACUUUCCCUGCUUCCCCCAGAGUUAGCCAAAGAAGCCAGAGUAAUAUAUGUGGUAAGAAACCCUAAGGACAUGGCAGUGUCCGCUUAUCAUUUCGGUCAAAUGUUCUUUGAUCAGCCACCAUUCGAACAGUAUUGGGAUAUUUUUGAAAGAGGCUUAAUAUGGGGUACAUUUUUCGAGCAGGCCAAGGAAGCAUGGGACAUUAGACACCAGGAGAACGUGUUGUUUGUGUUUUAUGAAGAUAUUGUUAAGGACAUGAAAUCCACAAUCCUAAAGGUCUGCAAGUUCCUGGGUAAAACUUAUACAGACUCUGAAAUCGACAAAUUGGCGGAGCAUAUGCACAUUGACAAUUUUAGAAAAAAUGAGAGCGUAAACAGAAAUUAUUUCGACUACGACUCGAAGGAGGAGAGAGCUAAACGAGAACUGAGGGGUAGUAAUUUUAUAAGGCAAGGCAAAGUAGAUACCUACAGAGAAUUGUUUACCAGAACAACAUUGAUGACUGAAAUGGUUUGGCAAAUUUGCAACAACAUGGAUUUCGAAAAAGGCUUUGAAAAACCCUUAAUUGAAAGGGUCCCUUUUUUUGAGUAUGCCACAUUUGGAAAGAAAAAACUUUUAAAAGAAAACGAAAAUGACCCCAAAAGAUUAGAAACUGUUAAACACAUGCUUACAUUGGAAUGGGAAAGAUCUGAGUAUCCAGAAACGAGGGUGUAUAAGAGUCACUUGCCACUUUCCCUGCUUCCCCCAGAGUUAGCCAAAGAAGCCAGACUAAUAUAUGUAGUAAGAAACCCUAAGGACAUGGCUGCGUCUGCGUAUCAUUUCGGUCAAAUGUACUUUGAUCAGCCACCAUUCGAACAAUAUUGGGAUACUUUUGAAAGAGGCUUAAUUUGGGGUACAUUUUUCGAGCAGGCCAAGGAAGCAUGGGACAUUAGACACCAAGAGAACGUGUUGUUUAUGUUUUAUGAAGAUAUUGUUAAGGACAUGAGAUCCACAAUCCUAAAGGUCUGCAAGUUCCUGGGUAAAACUUAUACAGACUCUGAAAUCGACAAAUUGACGGAGCAUAUGCACAUCGACAAUUUUAGAAAAAAUGCCAGCGUAAACAAAAAUUAUUUCGACUACGACUCGAAGGAGGAGAGAGCUAAACGAACACUGAGGGGUAAUAAUUUUAUAAGGCAAGGCAAAGUAGAUACCUACAAAGAAUUAUUUACUACUGGAAAACCAGGGGAAUUUUAUCAAAUAGGGCCUAAAAAUUACAUAUGUUUGCCAAACUAUGAAAAAUAUAAAGAUGAAAUCUACAAUUUUCCCAUAAGAAAAAACGACGUUUGGAUAAACACACUGGGACGAUCUGGAACAACAUUGAUGACUGAAAUGGUUUGGCAAAUUUGCAACGACAUGGAUUUCGAAAAAGGCUUCGAAAAACCCUUAAUUGAAAGGGUCCCUUAUUUUGAGUAUGCCACAUUUCGUUUCAACGAAGAAAAAAAGGAAAAACUUUUAAAAGAAAACGCAAAUGACCCUAAAAGAUUAGAAACUAUUAAAUCAUUUCUUACACUGGAAUGGGAAAAAACUGAAUAUCCAGAAACAAGGGUGUAUAAAAGCCAUUUGGCACUUUCCCUGCUUCCCCCAGAGUUAGCCAAAGAAGCCAGAGUAAUAUAUGUAGUAAGAAACCCUAAGGACACGGCAGUGUCCGCGUAUCAUUUCGGUCAAAUGUUUGUUGAUCAGCCACCAUUCGAACAGUAUUGGGAUAUUUUUGAAAGAGGCUUGAUAUGGGGUACAUUCUUCGAGCACGCCAAGGAAGCAUGGGACAUUAGACACCAAGAGAACGUGUUGUUUGUGUUUUAUGAAGAUAUUGUUAAGGACAUGAGAUCCACAAUCCUAAAGGUCUGCAAGUUCCUGGGAAAAACUUACACAGACUCUGAAAUCGAUAAAUUGGCGGAGCAUAUGCACAUUGACAAUUUCAAAAAAAAUACCAGCGUAAACGGAAUUUAUUUUGAUUACGACUUGAAGGAGGAGAGAGCUAAAAGAGAAACGAGGAGCAGUAAUUUUAUAAGGCAAGGCAAAGUAGAUGCCUACAAAGAAUUAUUUACCAGUGGGGUGGAAGAAAGAGCUGAUAAAUGGAUAAGCAUAGAAAUAACACUCUUAAUAAACAAUAAAAUAAAAUAA
Molecule: messenger RNA, 2692 nt
Organism: Brassicogethes aeneus
Lineage: Eukaryota; Metazoa; Arthropoda; Insecta; Coleoptera; Nitidulidae
Source: the annotation of a GenBank genome assembly